AUGACUAGCAUCGGACGCAAAGGCAUCAUUGUCGACCUCGAAGACCACGUGCGCUUCAAAAUAGAUCUCAACGCGACACUUAUCAUAGAUUCUCAUUCUUUAUCAAGAACGGAUUUUAGCAUUUUAGCGCCAAAAUACAAUUUAGACGGUAGUAGUGUCGUAAACGUAUCGGAGAUCGCGCUGCAGAAGGCGCUGAAGCCGCCAGUAUGCGCAGCAGGCGGGCUGGCCGGCGGGCUGCCGCUCGCGCGGUCCAUGGCGCGCUAUGCCCGGCGGUGCGCGGCGGUCGGCGGAGCACUGCCGCCGCGCCACGUUCGCGCCCUCGCGUUACAUAAACCUCGUUGCUUACCCGCUGCCCGCUCCCACCUGUCUGUUGUCGCUACGUUUUGGCAUCACAUGCAACCCAAAACAAUAACACUAAAUAAUUAUAGAAGUACUAUUUUAAGCCCACUCAACGCCGAUUCUGACUAA
Messenger RNA from Arctia plantaginis, 468 nucleotides. NCBI's taxonomy places the organism in Eukaryota, Metazoa, Arthropoda, Insecta, Lepidoptera, Erebidae. The record is from the annotation of a GenBank genome assembly.